AUGCAGGACGGCGGAGGAGGGGAAUGCGCCGGAGAUGCGAACGCCGGGCCGGCGAAGCGGAUGCGGCGGCCCAGCGUGAGGCUGCACCAGCCGUAUUACGAGAAUCCGGGGCACCGGAAGCUACAGCGUCAGUGGAAAGCGAUGAAGAAGGAUGCGGCGGAGGGGGGGAAGAAGGGGCGGGCGGCGGUUAGGACGGCGCAAUCGAAGAGGAAGAAGAACGAGGGGGCGAGUGAGAGCAGCAAGGGCGAAAUGGCGGAGGGUUUGAAUUCCGACGACGACGUGGCGAUUGGUAAUUGGAAGAGUUUCAAUGCGGCGAAUCGGGAUAGGGAUUUCAAAAGGAAGAGGGUGAGGCCGUCGUCGAAGCCUCGAGGGAACGACGAGGAUGCGGAAAUCGGGAGGAUUCCGGCGUCCAGCGACGGCGGUAGCGCGGCGGAUGGUGUACGGAAAGAAGGGGGGGACGAAAUUUUGGGGGCUAAUGGGAUCGAUAGCAAUUUAAUAGUCGAAAAUUCUGAACCAUCUAGCCCUCGUUGCUCCUUCGGCAAUGGCGGCACCGGAGAUCGGAAAAAUGAUGGUAAUGAUGUAGGGAUGAAUUGGAGAUCAAUGAAGCAGUGCAAAUUGAUGAUGAAUUGUAGGAAUUCGAAUGAGAUGAGGAUUAGGAAUGGGGUGAGUGAUGAGGAUAGGGAUGGGGUUAGGGUUUGGUUGAAUCAAUUGGGGUUAGGGAAGUAUUUCCCUUUGUUUAAAGUUCAUGAGGUGGACGCCGAGGUUCUGCCAUUCUUGACGCUCGAAGAUCUUAAGGAUAUGGGGGUUAGUGCAGUAGGGUCCCGGAGGAAAAUGUAUGCUUCGAUUGAGAAGCUUGGGAAGGGAUUUGAGUGA
Andrographis paniculata is the source of this 873-nucleotide messenger RNA. RefSeq lists its product as uncharacterized. Gene Ontology annotation, molecular function: protein binding. Bases 1 to 873 code for a protein of 290 amino acids. The record is from RefSeq and is a predicted model, not a curated record. The transcript has a single exon. Lineage: Eukaryota; Viridiplantae; Streptophyta; Magnoliopsida; Lamiales; Acanthaceae.